Neurospora tetraspora is the source of this 1601-nucleotide messenger RNA. RefSeq lists its product as uncharacterized. NCBI's taxonomy places the organism in Eukaryota, Fungi, Ascomycota, Sordariomycetes, Sordariales, Sordariaceae. The transcript has a single exon. Bases 370 to 1503 code for a protein of 377 amino acids. The record is from RefSeq and is a predicted model, not a curated record.
CCGGAUCGUUGGAUGUUGGUCUCCGCGGAUCACUGCCGUGUGGUCCGACGACAAUCGGGUUAUAUAUUGCACACAAACAUCAUGGCUACCAACAUACCCAACGUCAAGCCACACCGUUUCAUAGUGUUGGAGGUGUCUAACCGUGAUGCAUGCUGUUCCUUCCAUUGUUUCAUGUCUAAUGUCUCGGGGGUACUACGUUCAGCUAAAAGACUUCUUUCUUCCCGUCGCCCUCGCUGAUAUCUAUCUCUCUCAACCUCCAGCCGAGUUUACUUAACUCCCACCUUCUUUCUUCUCCCCUCGCAACGGAACCAUCUUCCUAGACACUCACUCACAUCCACUCCUUAUACCAACCCAGUUCAACAGUCCAAGAUGAUCCUCCUCACCAGCCUCGUCGUCUGGCUAACAUGCCUGUUCACUGCCACAUCCGCCCAGCAACCCACUGACUGUAUCAAACCCCAACCUACCUCCCAAGCCUUCUUCGUCAUGGGCUGCGGUAAGCCCAUCACCGUCGACCGUCUCGACCCCAUCGUCUCCCCCGGCCGCCCCUCUCAGCACUUACACACAGUAAUGGGCGGUUCCGCCUUCGAUUUCGACCUAGACUACAACAAAACCCAAACCUCCAACCGCACCACCUGCUCCGUGUCCAAAGAUCUAUCCAACUACUGGGUUCCCACCGUUUAUUUCCACGACAAGAAAAACCACACUUUCACCGCCGUCGAGCAGGUGGGCGGCAUCAACGUCUACUACCAAGAACGCAUGGACUGGACCGAUUACUGCGCCGGCCAAGAGCUGCUGGCGUUCCCCAAGGGGUUCAAGAUGAUCGCGGGCGACACUACCCGCCGCGCCUUCAACUCUUCUAGGGUUGAAGACGGAGCAGUCGAGUUCAUCUGCCUCCUCACCAACAACGAACCCGGCCUGCCCCCCUUCUCCGGCUUUCCCAACCGCACUUGCGACGGCGGCUUGCAAAUCCGCAUUCGCUUCCCAUCUUGCUGGGACGGUGUCGGACUCGGCACUUUCUCUUCUUCUUCUUCUUCCUCCCCCAAUUCAAAUUCAAAUUCAAAUUCAACAGGAACAGCGAGCGCGUACAACAACACCCACGUCACAUACCCCUCCCGCCUCGACACCGGCACCUGCCCGCCCACCCACCGCUACCGCAUCCCGGCGUUGCUGUACGAAAUGACGUGGGCGGUAGACGCCUUCAACCACCUCCGCACCCCCGGCGAUCAGCCGUUUGUCUUCUCCAACGGCGACAAGACAGGGUACGGAUACCAUGCGGAUUUUUUCAACGGGUGGGAUGUGGAUUUGUUGCAGAAAGCGAUUAGAGACCCCAGCUGUGGGAACGAGACGGGGGGACGGAUCGAGAGGUGUGGCUCUUUCAGGGAGUUUUUGCAGAGUAAUGAGGUGCAGAAUCAGAUUGAGGGGUUGGAGCAGAAGGUGGAGGGGGAGUGGAAGGGGGUUUUGGAGGGGGGGGAGUUGCCGGGGGGUGUGAGGGUUGGUGAGUGAGGGCUGAUAAGUUAGGAGUGAGUCUGUCCAGAAUCCAGAUGAUCGGUGUAAUGAACAGAAGAAGGAUGCAUGAGCAGCGCGUCAAUCACUUUGUGCGG